This is a messenger RNA of Penicillium odoratum, 1401 nucleotides long. Its product is annotated as FAD-dependent oxidoreductase. The record is from RefSeq and is a predicted model, not a curated record. The transcript has 4 exons. NCBI's taxonomy places the organism in Eukaryota, Fungi, Ascomycota, Eurotiomycetes, Eurotiales, Aspergillaceae. Bases 1 to 1401 code for a protein of 466 amino acids. Gene Ontology annotation, molecular function: FAD binding.
AUGGACAUGGAAAAGAAGUCCCCAUUCAAGGUUCUUAUCGCUGGUGGGUCGGUUGCUGGCCUUACACUUGCUAAUGCUCUCGCGCGUGCCAAUAUCGAUUUUCUGGUGCUGGAAGGCCACGGUCAGAUCGAUGCUUCUAUCGGUGGUGCUUUGACGAUUGUCAGCAAUGGAUUGCAAAUCCUUGACCAGAUGGGUAUAUAUGACGAUAUCCACCCACAUCUUGACCCGGCAGGAGAGGUAUACACAUAUUUGCAGGAUGGACGUUUAUUAGGAACUAUGGAUACUCCAAAGCUUAUGCGAGAACGACACUACUACCCUGUCGCUUGGCUACCGAGAGAGCAGCUGCUAAGAAUCUUGUACAACAAUGUGCCCGAUAAGAGCAAGGUCUUGCUGAAGAAAAAGGUCAUGACCGUCGAUCACUCUGACGAUGGUGUUGUGGUAAAGUGCGAGGAUGGUAGUGAAUACGCCGGUAGUAUGAUUGCCGGUGCGGAUGGAGUUCACAGUACGAUCCGAGGGGAGAUGUGGAGGCACAUGGAGGAAAGCAAGAAGGGAAAGUCCAAGGCGAAGAAAGAUAAGAAAGCUAUUACGGUUGAAUAUGCCUGCCUUCUGGGAAUAUCCAGCCCAACAGAGGGCCUGAACCCAGGAGAGAUCCACCGAACCUGGGGUAAAGACUUCACAACAUUUGUCAAUGUCGGCAAGGAGGGCCAAACAUUCUGGUUCAUAUUCACCAAGAUGGACCGCAAAUACCGAUAUCCGAACGUGCCAAAGUUGUCGAAAGAAGACCUAGACGCCAAGGCUAAGACCUUUUUGGACACACAUUUGUGCCCUGGUGUCAAUUUUGGAACAGUCUAUGAGAAUGCCACGAAUUCCGCAUACGUGCCGCUGCAAGAGGGUGUUUGCAAGUCUUGGAGCUGGGGUAGAUUUGCCUGUUUGGGAGACGCAGUUCACAAGGUGACACCCAACGUUGGUCAAGGCGCCAGUCUAGCCAUUGAAGAUGCCGCCUCGCUUGCCAAUCACAUCGUAGAGAUGACGAAGGACAAUGGAGACUUGACAUUGGGCGAUAUCGACGCCUCCCUCACGCAGUGGGGCGCUGAUUUAAGGCCAAGAGCAAAGACUAUUUGUGACGGAGGCGCCAUGUUCACGAGGUUAGAAGCGCUAGCAAAUUGGCCGCUUAAGCUCGUUGCAUUGUAUGUUUCACCUCAUCUUGGAGGUGUUUUCGCAGAUAUUGUCAGCUCUGCUCAUAUCUCAGCACCCACCUUGAAUUUCCUGCCUUUGACGGAGAGGGGCGAAGAUGAUUCUCUGACGGAUGAAAAAGCGAUGGCCGGUAAGGGGACGAAGAAAGAAUUGAAGUUGAGGUCUUAUGUUCGGGCAUUCUGGGCCGUGAAUCUGAAAAUUAAAUGA